AUGUCGUUCGGCAAGCUUUACACCUACCCGGGCAAUCCGCGCUCGACGGCCAUUCGUGCCGUAGCUAAGGCGAACGACCUUGAUCUCGAGAUUGUGCACACCGAGCCUGCCAAGGGCGUCAGCACCGACUACUUGAAGCUCAACAAGCUCGGCAAGGUCCCGACAUUCGAGGGCAAGGAUGGCUUCAUCCUGACCGAGUGCAUUGCUAUCGCUGUCUAUGUCACCUCGCAGAACGAGAAGACCGCUCUCCUCGGCAAGACCAAGCAGGACUAUGCCACCAUCCUCCGAUGGAUGUCCUUCGCCAACACCGAAAUCCUUGUGCCUCUAGGCGGCUGGUUCCGUCCUCUCAUUGGCCGCGACCCAUACAACAAGAAGAAUGUGGAGGAUUCGCAGAAGGCUGCGCUCAAGGCCAUCCAUGUGCUUGAGGAGCUGCUCCUUGUACAGACCUACCUCGUUGGCGAGCGGCUGACUCUUGCCGAUCUCUUCGCUGUCGCCAUCAUCUCCCGUGGCUUCCAGUUCUUCUUCGACAAGAAGUGGAGAGAGGAGAACCCCAACGUCACCCGAUGGUACGAGACGGUCUACAACCAGGAAAUCUACUCUGCUGUCGCCGACAAGCUCGAAUUCAUCAACGAGGCGAUCAAGAACGUCCCGCCGAAGAAGGAGCAAGCGCCGAAGCAGGAGAAGCAGGAAAAGAAGAAGGAAGCUCCCAAGCCGAAGAAGGAGGAGGCCGCUGAUGAGGAGGAAGAGGAGGACAAACCCGCGCCAAAGCCGAAGCACCCUCUUGAGGCGCUUGACAGGCCGACGUUUGUGCUGGACGACUGGAAGCGCAAGUACUCGAACGAGGAGACGCGCGAAGUCGCACUGCCGUGGUUCUGGGAGAAUGCCAAGUUCGACGAGUACUCCCUAUGGCAAGUGGACUACAAGUACAACGACGAGCUUACCCAGGUCUUCAUGACCUCCAACUUGAUUGGUGGUUUCUUCGCCCGUCUGGAGGCAAGCCGGAAGUACAUCUUUGGCGCUGCUUCCGUAUACGGCGUCGCCAACGACUCCGUUGUCCGCGGCGCUUUCCUCGUCCGCGGCCAGGAGGCUCUUCCAGCCUUCGACGUGGCUCCGGAUUACGAGAGCUACGAGUUCACCAAGCUCGACCCGAGCAAGCCGGAGGAUAAGGCCUUCGUUGAGGACAUGUGGUCGUGGGACAAGCCGAUCGAGGUCAACGGCAAGACGUACGAGUGGGCCGACGGCAAGGUCUUCAAGUAA
This is a messenger RNA of Coniosporium apollinis CBS 100218, 1257 nucleotides long. RefSeq names its product elongation factor EF-1 gamma subunit. NCBI's taxonomy places the organism in Eukaryota, Fungi, Ascomycota, Dothideomycetes. The transcript has 4 exons. Gene Ontology annotation, molecular function: translation elongation factor activity. Bases 1 to 1257 code for a protein of 418 amino acids. Gene Ontology annotation, biological process: translational elongation. The record is from RefSeq and is a predicted model, not a curated record. Gene Ontology annotation, cellular component: cytoplasm; nucleus.